Hansenula anomala is the source of this 2282-nucleotide messenger RNA. RefSeq names its product putative AAA family ATPase YTA6 (gene YTA6). Bases 265 to 2175 code for a protein of 636 amino acids. The record is from RefSeq and is a predicted model, not a curated record. Lineage: Eukaryota; Fungi; Ascomycota; Saccharomycetes; Phaffomycetales; Wickerhamomycetaceae. The transcript has a single exon. Gene Ontology annotation, molecular function: ATP binding; ATP hydrolysis activity.
CAUAUAAUUUAUGGUUAUUUGUUUAAUUAAUUUGUGAAUUUGUUAUUGGCUGUCCAAGGGUGUCUUCUCAAAGUGUCUAACGGGUUUUAUCUGUUUUGUUUUGGUGAGAAUUCUUCCAAAAUUGUGUGAAUUUGUAGAUGAAAUAGGAAAAAUAAAUAAUGAUGAUUAACUUCAUCUUCAUCUCAAUCAAUUCAAUAUUAUAACCAAGGAUUCCCUUUCACAGGUAUAAAGGCCAAAACUUAGAGCAAAAUCUACACAGUGGUCAUGUCGUCAUCCUCGUUUGAAAAGAGAAUAACCACGCUCUACCAGGAAAUGGUAAAGAGAAACAAUGAGCAAUGUAUUAUGGAGGAGGUUAAGAAUAAUAACCAACAAGCUUUGGUUAAUUACGACAGCUUGAUAGACUAUAUCAACGAAAGCGUACAUUUACUCAGGUCUGAAUACAACAUCAAGAAUCUUAGAGCUGUUGAUAAGAUUGCCUUAAACAAUGUGAUACAGUUCAAAUCCAAUGUUAUUGCAAGAAAGACUGUCGUGGAGAAGAGACUCAACCAACAGGAAAAGUAUAAAAUACACGGCACAAACAGAGACCAGAUAUCAAGCUAUACAUCAUUCAUGUCAGCAUUUAAGCCUAAAUCUAAACCAAUACAGUCUGCUUCAUCUUCAAAUGGUCAAACAUCAGGUACAGAUUUUAAAGUUCCGACAUUACCUCAACAACAACAACAACCACAACAAUUUACCAAUGGAUUUCAGAGUGAAGUCCCGGUGAGAAAAUCACUAGACUUACCAAGAGCAAGAAAGAAUCAAGAGUUUGCAAGCCGUGCUAGGUCAAAAUCUCCAAGUCAUGGGUCAAGACGUGAACGCCCCAAAUCAAUAGAUCUAACUAUAAACCAAGCCGCAUUAUUGGCAUGGGAUGCUAAACAGAAAUCAGGCACAGUAUCACCAAGAGCUACCUCACCACCACCACAAUCAAAGAUAACCAAAAAUAACAGCUCACAAAAUAUUUCAAAGAGAAAAUAUGAUUACGUACAACCAACAAUUAAUACCCAAAUUAACUUGACACCUGUUGGUUACAACAAGAUGAAAUCUCCAACAUUAGGUGCCUCCUCUUCAAGAAAAGCAUCCCCAAAGACAAAUAAUGUACCAAGAGAUGAAAACGAAAGACCUGUUUUUGCAUCUGCAAAUGGCUCCACAAAAGGUUUAGGAAUUCAGGCGAAUGGUAAAAGUUAUUCAGAUCCAAGAAUCAAAGAAGUGAUGAACAAUUUACAAGGUGUUGAUAGACAGGCUUGUGAUCAAAUUUUAGAUGAAAUCUUGAUUACAGAUGAAAAAUUAACAUGGGAUGAUUUGGCUGGUUUAGCAAUUGCAAAAAAGUCGUUGAAAGAAACCGUGGUUUACCCAUUUCUAAGACCAGAUUUGUUCAAAGGUUUACGUGAACCAAUCAGUGGUAUGCUAUUGUUUGGACCACCAGGUACAGGUAAAACAAUGAUUGCAAAAACUGUUGCCAAUGAAUCAAAUUCAACUUUUUUCAGUAUCAGUGCAUCUUCUUUGUUAUCCAAGUACCUUGGUGAAAGUGAAAAGUUGAUUAGAGCAUUAUUUUACCUUGCGAAAAAACUAUCACCUUCAAUUAUUUUCUUUGAUGAAAUUGAUUCCUUAUUGACGGCAAGAAGUGAUAACGAAAAUGAAAGUUCAAGAAGAGUUAAAACUGAAUUUUUGAUCCAAUGGUCCUCAUUAUCAUCAGCUACUGCAAGGGACAGUAGUAAUGAAAAUAGGGUCUUGGUUUUAGCUGCAACUAAUUUACCAUGGGCUAUUGACGAAGCAGCAAGAAGAAGAUUUACAAGAAGACUUUAUAUUCCUCUACCUGAAUUUGAAACAAGGUUGACUCAAUUACACAAAUUGUUCCAAUUUGCCAAUCAUUCACUUUCAGAAACUGACUUUAUAAUAAUUGCAAAUUUAACAGAAGGUUAUUCAAAUAGUGAUAUUACCUCAUUAGCCAAAGAAGCAGCUAUGGAACCAAUUAGAGAUUGUGGUGACAAUUUGAUGAAUAUCAACUACAACGAGGUUAGAGGUGUGGAAUUGAAAGAUUUUGAAAGGGCAAUGGCGAGUAUAAAGAAGAGUGUUGGUAAAGAAACUCUGGCGAGAUUUGAACAAUGGGCAAGUAGUUUCGGUAGUAUGGGAGCAUAAGUGAGAGUUUGAUGUUAUAUUAAAAAGGGAUAGAUGUACUUUAUUGACUGUAAUUUAUAAAUGAUCAAUAAUUAUUACCAUUCAGCUGCUAAUAAAUUAAAUAUAGG